ACAACAUUGCUUGGAGAUCAAUCAGAGUAUUCAGAUGGUGUUUUUAAAAGGGUUUAAUAUGUAUGUAAUCAAGUGCUUUAUGGGUUUUUUAUGAGCAAAAUCUCACUGUCAGAAUCUAAUCUCUCUCUCUCUCUCUCUCUCUCUCUCUCUCUCUCUGUCUCUCUCUCUGUUUAGGAGUGUACAUCAUUAACGAAGGAGCUGAGUGCAUGCCGGGAGCAGCUUCUGGAGAAAGAGGAGGAAAUCUCAGAGCUUAAAGCAGAAAGGAACAACACCAGGCUCCUCCUGGAGCAUUUGGAGUGCUUGGUGUCGCGUCACGAGCGCUCAUUAAGGAUGACGGUGGUGAAGAGACAGGCUCCUCCACCCUCCGGAGUCUCCAGUGAAGUGGAGGUGCUUAAAGCUCUCAAAUCUCUGUUUGAACACCACAAAGCCCUGGAUGAGAAGGUGAGGGAGCGACUGCGUGUGGCUCUGGAGAGAGUAACAACACUAGAGGGCCAACUGGCGGCCACCAAUCAGGAGCUUGCCAUGGUGCGACAGGGAAGAGAUGGAAAGACAGACGGGAACAAAAUGGACAGCUCAAAACCAGCCUGGAAGAGGCUGCCUAAUGGCUCCAUAGAUGUCCAUGAUGAUUCCACUCGUGCAGUGGAGCUGCAGGAACUGCUAGACAAAGCUAAUAAAGAUCUGUCGGCGAGUCGUGAGCGUUCUAACACAUUGAAUACCCGUGUGGCUGAACUAGAGAGCGAACUUGCCAAUGUGCGCAAGGAGCUGCUGAAGAGCGAGGAGUUCAGCGCCAAACACCAGCGAGACAUCCGAGAGAUGCAUGAAGUGUACCUUAAAAGCUUUUUUUCUUAA
Messenger RNA from Ictalurus furcatus (blue catfish), 849 nucleotides. Its product is annotated as liprin-alpha-2-like. The record is from RefSeq and is a predicted model, not a curated record. Gene Ontology annotation, cellular component: presynaptic active zone. Gene Ontology annotation, biological process: synapse organization. Lineage: Eukaryota; Metazoa; Chordata; Actinopteri; Siluriformes; Ictaluridae. The transcript is spliced from 6 exons. The coding region runs from base 331 to 849 and encodes 172 amino acids.